Sphaerulina musiva SO2202 is the source of this 2007-nucleotide messenger RNA. Its product is annotated as MFS general substrate transporter. Gene Ontology annotation, molecular function: transmembrane transporter activity. The record is from RefSeq and is a predicted model, not a curated record. The transcript has a single exon. The coding region runs from base 16 to 1929 and encodes 637 amino acids. Gene Ontology annotation, biological process: transmembrane transport. Lineage: Eukaryota; Fungi; Ascomycota; Dothideomycetes; Mycosphaerellales; Mycosphaerellaceae.
GGUGCACUCUUGCAAAUGGACUUUAGAUCAGAACAAGAACGUGCGCGACGGCCGGACGAGACAGAACGACAUUACGAACCCGCAGAAGAAGAUGUCAAUCGCGAGCGUGUAGUAGAGACCGCAGUGCCUACGAAUUCCUCUUCCGCACUUCGCCUUCAGGAAUCUCACGAAAAGCACCAUGUCCAUGAUGAUGAUGAUAAUGAUGUUGACGACGACUCAUCCGAUACCUCUAGCGUCUUUUCCGAGGGGCGCCACACCGAAGGCCCCCCAAGCCUACGACGAAAUAGUGUAGGCAGUCCUGGUAUUCUCUCGCGUACCACCAGCCGCAACGUCGAACGUGUGCAAACGACCGCGUCGACCGUCUUAUCAACGAUUCGAUCCCGAGUCCCACGAGCACCCUUCACGCAUCCCCUGACGCACCAGAAAACUUCUACGGAUGUCUUGGUCGAUUUCGAUGGACCGGACGAUCCGUAUCGUCCUGCGAACUGGCCCUUUCGGAAAAAAGCCGUCACGACAGUCUUGUAUGGCUUCACGGCCAUGGGCGCGACCUUUGCGUCGUCUGUGUACAGUUCGGCGGUGAAUGAAAUUUCCGAAGAAUUUCACAUUGGAUCGACCGUGUCCACGUUGGGAGUGUCGUUGUUUCUCGUCGGGUUUGGCAUUGGACCUUUGUUUUGGGCGCCGUUGUCUGAGGUUUAUGGGCGCAAACGGACGGUGUUGGUGCCGUAUUUCAUCUCGGCCAUGUUUGCGUUUGGAGGCGGUGCGGCAGAAGAUGUGCAGGCGUUGAUGAUUUGUCGGUUUUGGCAGGGGAUUUUUGGGAGUGCACCGGUCACGAAUACGGGUGGCGUGUUGGGGGAUAUUUGGUCGGCGGAGCAGAGAGGUGCGGCUAUGGUUGGUUAUGCGAUGGCGGUGGUGGGUGGACCGACGAUUGGGCCGAUUAUUGGUGGUGCGUUUAUCGUGAGCGGAGUAGGGUGGCGGUGGACACAGUAUUUCACGGGGAUUCUCAUGAUGCUGUUUUUGGUGCUGGACGUCCUGAUUCUCGAUGAGAGCUACGCGCCGCAACUGCUCGUGAUCAAGGCUCGAAAGCUGCGCCAUGAGAGUGGCAAUUGGGCCUUACACGCCAAGCACGAGGAAUGGGAUAUCUCGCUCGCGGAGCUGGGCAACAAAUAUCUCAUCCGACCCUUCCAACUUCUCGCCACUCCCAUUUGCGCUCUCAUGGCCUUGUACGCCUCCUUUUGCUACGGCAUCCUCUACGCCUCGCUCGCGGCUUUUCCCAUAGAAUUCCAAGAAACCCGCGGCUGGAACGAUCUCGUGGGCUCCCUCCCCUUUUUGGCCAUGUUAAUCGGAAUCUGCAUCGGCGCGGGAGGAAACUAUCUCAAUCAACAAUUCUACAUCCAACGUCUCAAAGCCAACCACUACCGACCCGUCCCCGAAGCCCGUCUCCCACCCAUGAUGGCCGGCUCCAUCCUCUUCGCCGCGGGCCUCUUCACUUUUGCAUGGUCUUCAGCACCACACAUUCAUUGGAUCGUACCGUGCAUCGGCAUCGCACUCGAAGGGAUUGGAUUUUUCACGAUUUUCCAAGCUGCAUUGAAUUAUCUCAUUGAUACCUUUCAGCGCUAUGCGGCCAGUGCCGUCGCGGCGAAUACGGCUUUGCGGAGUGGACUCGCGGCGGCUUUUCCGUUGUUUAUUUCUCCCAUGUUGCAUCAUAUGGGCAUUGAUUGGGGAGUGAGUGUUUUUGGAUUUUGUGCUGUUGCUAUGAUUCCUAUUCCGUUUGCGUUUUAUCGGUUUGGGAGACGGGUUAGAGCGAGGGGUGCGUGGAGUCGGGAGAGUGUUUAUCCGAUUGGGGAGGAUGAGGGGGAGAAGGGUGGAGGUAAUAGUGAGGAUGAGGGGGGCAAGAAGAUGAAGAAGAAGAAGACGAAGCUGGAUGUGUGAAAAGGAAAGAACAAGAGAGAUAUCGACAGUGUGAUUUUUUUAAGCGUAGUAGACGGACUGAGAAACAGACUGACUGCC